This is a messenger RNA of Mycena citricolor, 2544 nucleotides long. Lineage: Eukaryota; Fungi; Basidiomycota; Agaricomycetes; Agaricales; Mycenaceae. The record is from the annotation of a GenBank genome assembly.
AGAUUCGGAUAUCAUGGCUAUAUCAAUCUGACACGAUCAGACGAGCGUGUUCGAGUCACUUGAAAUUACCACACUGAACAGUGAACACGUUGUUCAAACUUCACGUGAUCAGAUGUGGCUGCGCAACAAGCCGGCCACGUGGCUCGUGUCGCUGCAAUUGCAGUUUCUCCACGUGCUUGUGUUUGUUGUCUCCCUGCUACCAAUGUUGGCUGACGCCUAACUUUCUCUCCGUCUGUAAUCACGCGACGUGGACGGCCGAAACACCGAAGCGGCCAUAUCAAACCAAGGACAGAAGACGUGCCUGAGGACUCGGGUCUCCGAGCCUAUCUCAGACACUUCUCAGACGCGCUGACCUGCGAAUUGCGACCCAAAAGCAGCACGUAUGGCAACGUUUCCUGCGUGCCAGGCGGGAUACAAAUCCAUCGCGAGGAGCGCCGUCUGUUGCUCGUGGUCCGCCCACCCUGCACUUUCGCCGAGCAGGUCCGAGUCGAUGCGACGCGCUAUCAGGCACCAUCAAGUCAAAUAUCGGAAGACGCUUCGACCUUGGCCCGGCACAAGACGUUCCGCGGCAGAGCGGACGACGCUAUCGCGGAAUCCUGCCUGGGCGGACGGACGGACGGACGGACGGCGACGGGGUGCGAGUCUGGAUCCCUGUCAGAUGGUGGCUCGGGCCGUGGAUUUGGUCAACUCCGAGGCUUGCAGCUGUGCUCUUUUAUCAGCUGAAAGAGACUCUUGGAGGAAGACCCACAGCUUGCCGGCGUCCUGAGCGUGGUGUGGUGCUCCACGGGGAAUGCUCUUCAUGAUGCUCAGCUCCAAAGGGCGUUACCGGCGGAAGCUCUCAGAGUCUUUGAACCAGAUUGCUUGGUUGGCCAAAGCGUUGCGGGGAGAACGAACUGGAAGUGCAGCUCGACAAAAGUCCGAGUGCGACCUUUUUCACUUGUCAAAGGUUGUGUCAGGAGAAACGGACUCAAGAUUAUCGUGUUUGCUUACUCAUGCAGUACGCUCAUCAACAUUCAUGAUGUCAUGUAAACCUCGGGGGCCGACAUCCGGUCUGGUUGAGAAUAGCCUUGCGAGGCACCUCCUCUAGUCGUGCACAAAGGCUCGGGGAAACUGCAGUCCUCUAAUCUAGCCGAAUCGUCCUUCUCUCCGCCUAUAUCCGCAUGCGGCCGCUGAUGACCAUGUCCGCCCUCGCCGUUCCCAUUGUUGUCUAUCUCGAACGCAGGUCUUGCCGGAUCGGAGUCUCCGCGGAUAUAAAUCCGAUGUCGAAUCCAGCCAGUGUGCCUGCUUGUGCGAGCAUUCAGCCCGUCAAUGGCCUGCGGCUACAGGCUGACAGCGAGACUCGGAUGGCGCCCAGCCCAUGAUCAGGUCUCCCAUCCGGUGUUGGGUCCCAUCUCGCUCCCCAGGCACGCCCGCCAGAACCAGCGUGAAUAUUGCUCAGAAGCAUGGCCGCCCCGGGAACCACGUCCUCGUCGCGAUACGUCCUGCCUGCGGUCUCCGCUGAGAAAGAACGUCUCGAACGUCAAUAUCACAUGACCAAAACCAUCUACGGCUGGAAGCGGCCUGUCCCCAACUGCGUCGAUCUGUCCGCCAUCACGAACGUGAUCGAUGUGGCGACGGGGACCGGGAUCUGGUCGUUCGAUAUGGCUGCGCACUGCCACUCGACGUCGCGCAGGCCGGUGCGCGUCUAUGCGUGCGAUAUCAAUCCCGCCAUCUUGCCGUCCCAGCAGGCGACGGAGCCGUGGGGCAUCCAGGCCUUCGUGCACAACGUCACCACGGCCUUUCCAGAGCACCUCCACGCCAAGUUCGAUCUCGUGCAUAUGAGUUUCCUGGCGCUGUGUCUGACUGAACCCGAGUGGGAGAUGGCCCUCGACAACUGCCGAUCGCUGUUAAAGCCCGACGGAAUCCUGAUACUGAAGGAGAUCGACCCCAUAUGUCUUUCCGAGGACCAGUACGCCGCCCGGAUGCGCAUGCACAACCCAGCACUCGACGACCUGCACCAGUACCUCCGCGGCCCAGACUGGAAGCAGCUCGCCAACCGCUUCUACACCGAAUUCGCGCUCAAGAACGAGUUCGUCGUCGGAUUAUCCCAUCGGCUGCCGAAGAUGCUCGCCCGCGCGGGCUUCGCCCUCGCGAAUUCGCACUACGCGCCGCUCGCCGUGGGGAGUGUGUGCCGCUCGCGUGUGGGGGCGACGGGGCUGCCGCUGGCGGAAUACGACGCGCUCACGACGGCCAAUCUGCUGUUCAUCCUGCGGCACACCGCGCGGUCGAUGCUCGAGCGCGGGAUCUUCCCCGAGGACAUCGACCCGGGCCGUUUGGAGGAUGUGUUGGACGAGGUCAGGGCGGGGUUGGAUAGCGAGGGGUGUCUGGUGCCUGCAUUUUGUUUGGUUGCUAGAAGGAGUUGAACGCAAGAUUAAUCAGUGUAUAUCUGCACACAUAACGUGUAAUGUAGGCUUUCCCUUGAAUCCUUGCGAUCCACGACGAUUCCAGCCAGCACAAAAAGAAUAUUCAUCUACAAUCGGGGUCAAUAUAUAUUGGACAUCUUGG